GUGGGCGAGGGGGAGGACGAGGGCGAGGGCGGCGAGGGCGAGGACGAGGAUGAGGACGAGGACCAGGACGACGAGCAGGACGACGACGACGACGACGACGACGAUGACGACGACGACGACGACGACGAUCACGACGAGCACCGCGCGUACCGGGACUGCUGCCGGUCGCUGAAGGAGGUGGAGCCCGGGUGCGUGUGCGAGUCGCUGCUCCGCCUGCCCAUGUUCCUCGUCAAGCCGCAGCACAAGUACACCCUCCGGGUCGGCAAGACCUGCGAGGUCACCUACCGCUGCGGCGGCGGCCGCGCCAUGUAGCAACCCCGCACGCACG
Molecule: messenger RNA, 328 nt
Organism: Triticum urartu
Lineage: Eukaryota; Viridiplantae; Streptophyta; Magnoliopsida; Poales; Poaceae
Source: RefSeq, a predicted model, not a curated record